AUGCCGACAGAUGCACAGAGCGACGCACGCUCCUUCCUCACGGAGGAGAUGAUCGCAGAGUUCAAAGCGGCGUUCGACAUGUUUGACACUGACGGUGGCGGUGACAUCAGCACCAAGGAGCUGGGAACCGUCAUGAGGAUGUUGGGUCAGAACCCGAGUCGAGAAGAACUGGACGCCAUCAUUGAGGAGGUGGAUGAGGACGGCAGUGGAACCAUCGACUUCGAGGAGUUCCUGGUGAUGAUGGUGCAGCAGCUAAAGGAGGACCAGACCGGGAAGAGCGAGGAGGAGCUGUCCGAGUGCUUCCGAAUCUUUGACAAAAACGGUGAUGGCUUCAUAGACCGUGAGGAGUUCGGGGAGAUCUUGCACAUGACCGGAGAGGCCGUGGCCGAGGAGGACAUCGACGAGAUGUUCGGAGAGUCAGACAACAACAAGGACGGGAAGAUAGACUUUGAUGAGUUCCUGAAGAUGAUGGAGAACGUGCAGUAA
This is a messenger RNA of Knipowitschia caucasica, 486 nucleotides long. The record is from the annotation of a GenBank genome assembly. NCBI's taxonomy places the organism in Eukaryota, Metazoa, Chordata, Actinopteri, Gobiiformes, Gobiidae.